AUAAAAUAUUAAUGGUAGAUAUAAGUAACCUUUUAACUACGAAAAUUCUAGCAUAAUAUAUUGAAAGCAUAUAUAUUUUUUAUUUAUGUAAAUAUUAUGUGAAAGUUUUAUUUUAUUAAAAUAUUGUAUAUCAAAUAUUUUAAUAAAAUAAAAUAAAGAGAUUGUUUAUUUAAAUGGCUAAUAAUUUAUAGGUAAACAAACGAACUAUUACAUGUUUAUCAGCAGCUAAAUGAUCAAACAAAUUUUCAGAUUUGAAAAAGAUAAAAUAUUUUGAAAUUUAUAGUUGAAUAUACACACUUUAUGUAUAUGUAGAUAGACAUAUAUCUGUGACUAUGAAAUUGUAAGAUUUUCAAAAUUUCUAUAUCAUUUGAUUGUUCAAUUCAACUUAAUUAUUUCAUUUCGAACUUUAUAAUUAAUAUCAUAUUGUAAAGAAUUAUACAAAGUAAUAAUAUAAUUAGCAUAGAAUAUUUCCCGUAAUAAAUCAACAUAAAUCAAAUGUACAUAGAUAUAAAGAUAAAUUUGUUCUUAACGAUUAUCUAAGUAAAUAAUAAUCAAUAUCUAAUAUGAGAAUGACGUAAAUAUAAAGCGCUGCGCGAUAGAAUUUAGUGAGUGUUGCAAUCAUAGAUUUAGUUCGUCAUCUAAAUAUUUUUUCUUUUAGUCUCUCUUCGGUUUAGUUUCCUUUCUGAACGCGUGCGUUUGGCUUACACAUUAUAUACACAUCUUCCAAGUGAACUUAACUUUUUAUUCUUCAACAUGGCUACCGCCGAAAACCUCACUGUACCAAGUAUUGAAACGGAGAAACCACUCGGAGCGGAAUUUGUAAUAGGAGCAAUUUCGGCUGCGGGCGCUGGAUUAUUUACUAAUCCAGCGGAUGUUAUUAAGAUACGAUUGCAGCUCCAAGGAGAACUCGAAGCGAGGGGAGCUUACAAAAAGAUAUAUAAAAAUACGUUUCAUGCUGCCUAUCUCAUAGCUAAACACGAAGGAAUUUUAGCUUUACAAUCUGGUAUUGCACCAGCGUUAUAUUUUCAGGUCGUUCUCAAUGGUAUACGAUUAGGUGUUUAUAACACCGCAACAAAGUAUGGUUUCAUACUGGAUAGUAAAGGAAAUACGGAUAUCCUGAAAACUGUGCUCAUCACAGGAUUGUCUGGUUGCUUAGGGGGCGUUCUCGGUAGCCCAUUUUACUUGGUCAAGACACAAAUUCAAGCUCAAUCCGCGCAAUCUAUUGCCGUUGGUUAUCAACACGGUCAUACAGGAACGUUGUCAGCAUUUAUAAAACUUUGGAAGCAAGGUGGCAUAACUGCGCUAUAUCGUGGCUGGUAUGCUAAUAUACCAAGAUUAUUUAUUGGAUCGUCUACGCAAUUAACUACGUUCAGUUUGGUCUCAGAUUUGUUACGUUCUUGGAAUGUAAGUGUAUUAGGUGGGCAAUCGUAUGACGAAGUCAUGUCAAUUACAAUAAUUUUUUUUUUGCGUUUUCAGAUACUUACAGAUUAUCCUAUAACUUUAACUUUCGUUUCUUCGUUAAUCGGUGGAUCAUGUGUGGCUGUCACUAUGCAACCUUUUGACGUAUUGGCAACAAGAUUGUACAAUCAAAGAGCAACAAAAAGUGGAAAAGGUGAGCUCUAUAAUGGGCUCUACGACGCUUUGGUUAAAAUAAUACGAACAGAAGGUUUAUAUGGCUUAUAUAAAGGAACUUUCCCAACGUGGAUGAGAAUAGCACCACACACAGUUUUAUGUUUAGUAUUCUAUAAGAAAUUAGAUCAAUUGUACGACGGUAUGAGAACGUAAAACGUAUUAAAUUUAUAUAAAUAAUCCAUUGUACUGGAUACAAUGGGAAUGUAGAUUGUGUACAUGUUCAUGUAAAUAUAUACAAUUAAAAUAA
Messenger RNA from Vespa crabro (European hornet), 1879 nucleotides. RefSeq names its product solute carrier family 25 member 35-like. The record is from RefSeq and is a predicted model, not a curated record. The transcript is spliced from 4 exons. Bases 754 to 1785 code for a protein of 343 amino acids. NCBI's taxonomy places the organism in Eukaryota, Metazoa, Arthropoda, Insecta, Hymenoptera, Vespidae.